This is a messenger RNA of Rhagoletis pomonella (apple maggot), 1895 nucleotides long. RefSeq names its product N-acetyl-D-glucosamine kinase. The transcript has 6 exons. The coding region runs from base 299 to 1396 and encodes 365 amino acids. The record is from RefSeq and is a predicted model, not a curated record. Lineage: Eukaryota; Metazoa; Arthropoda; Insecta; Diptera; Tephritidae. Gene Ontology annotation, molecular function: N-acetylglucosamine kinase activity.
UAGCAGUGGACGCAGUCAUUUCGUGCACUCACUUUGCCGCGUGCGGAAGGUUCGAAAAGACGUGUUCGUCAAGCCGAAAUUAAACAAGUUUUUGUUAAGCAGCUGAUCGCUUUGGCAUUGGCGAAUAGCAGCAAAAGGGGCACAUAUUUAUGUACUACCUUCACUAGUAUUGGCGAAAUACAACUGUAAUAUGUAUGUGAUUGACGUGGCAAUGCACAUCGAGAUAUUAUGAAGGCGUAGCUGUGAUAUUCUCGAAAUUUAUUUAUUGGAAGAAAUUUAUUUUUGGAUUGUGAAAAAGAUGAAAUAUUUUGGUGGGGUUGAAGGUGGGGCCACACACUCGCGGCUAGUUAUUUGCGAUGAACAGGGAAGCGCAGUUGCUCUAACCAGUGGUCUUGGCACGAAUCAUUGGAUGGUCGGCAUACCGGAAGUCGCACGACGAAUUUCCGAUAUGGUGGAGCGUGCCAAGGAAGAAGCUGGCAUUGAACAGGAUGUGCGUCUAACCAGUUUGGGAUUAAGUCUGAGCGGUUGCGAACAGGAAGCCACAAAUCGGGAGCUUGAGAAGGAAAUGCACAACGCUUUCCCCGAUAUUUCGGAAAGUUACAUAGUCUGUAGCGACACAAUGGGCAGUGUUUUCACCGCUUCACCAAUCGGUGGCAUGGUAGUGAUUAGCGGCACAGGUUCAAAUGCUCUACUACGUAAUCCCGAUGGUAGCACAUAUACGUGUGGUGGCUGGGGACAUUUCAUGGGCGAUGAGGGAAGUGCCUUUCACAUUGCCCACCGGGCAAUGAAAAUUGUCUUCGAUGAUAUUGACAAUUUGGAAAAAUCCCGUUAUCCCAUCGAUCGUGUCUGGGAACUGAUCAAGUUGCACUUUAACGUCGACACACGUUUCGAUUUACUGCCACAUUGCUAUGCCAAAUUCGAUAAGCCAUUUUAUGCGAGCCUCUGCAAGAAGAUUGCCCAUGCUGCCGAUCAAGACGAUGCGCUCUCUAUGUCAUUAUUUAACGAAGCUGGCCGUUGUAUUGCGCGUAGCAUAGCAGCGCUAACGCCCAAAGUACAAACGGAAUUGGUCAAAACCGGCGAUCUCAGCGUGGUUUGUGUGGGCUCCGUUUGGCAUAGUUGGCAUUUGCUGAAGGAGGGCUUCGAGCAUGAAAUGCAUAAACAUGACAUACCAUUCGAUUUGAAAUUGGUCACCAUAACAAAGAGUAUGGCAUAUGGUGCCUGCUAUUUGGCCGCUGACGCCAUCGACCACCAAUUGCCGCGCAACUAUCUGGACAACUUUGACGUCAUGUAUCACUAUCGUACGAAGGAAAAGACAACGAAUGGGCUUGGCAGCAGCAGCAGCAGCAAUGGUUGUCAAAGUAUUCCAUCGGUGGAAAGCAUUGCAGUGCAAGCUUAGAUAAAAGCUCUGAGUCUCGAAAAACUACGUGAACACAUUAUAGGUACAUAAAUAAUUAAAAUAAAAUUAGUAUCACUUCCAUAGCUUAAAAUAUAUACAUAUGUACGUCCUGAUUAGUAGCUCUGAAUUCCAUAGAUUAAUUUAAACAAAAGCAUACAGCAUAGGUAUGGUAGGGAAAGGGCGUAUCUCACAUCGUCGCUGAAAUGCAAAAAAGCUACAACUAACUAAAUUGUUUUGUUGCAUAAAACGAUGUGGGAACUUUUAGUUUGAUGAAAUGCAUCAUAAUCGAUCCGAAAGAGAAUUUUGGAUUUUUAGUUAGUUACGGUAUUUUGUAUUUCAGCGGCGUUAUGAGUUACGCCCUUUACAUACUAUACUUACGAUAUAUACUAUAUACUAUAUAGCAUAUAGCAUUACAUAUGACAUCGUGUAGUGAGAAAAUUGAAAGCAUAGCCUUAGUUAUAAAUAAAUACAAAUGCCAUUUUUAAUAAAAAAAAAUAAA